GUUUACACACGCCUACACACCCGCCUGUAAAGUUGACGUGGUCUAAACAUAUCUUGCGGCGGUUUACUGCUUAUCUACUGUUAGUUUCAGAGUUUGUCGUCCUUAAAUCGUUACUGUAUGUACUAGGUUUCUCCCACAUGAACGUCAACUAGAGUACCUGCAGAAAUAUCGCCCAGGUGAGGCCAUAUUCUUGGCGGUAGUAGCGACGACUGAGCCCGAAACAGAGGAGUCGCCUGGUCCGGUCGGUUUGUGCAGUGGGUCCGGAUCCCGGACAGAAUCCACCAUGGUGUCUGUUGAGCUGGGGUUCACGCUAGGGUACAUCCUGGUGUGUCUGUGCUUCGUGGCACCUCCAUCAGAGUUCAGGGCUGCUGGAAUAACGGUUCAGAAUAUUCUAGCUGGCUGGCUUGGCAGUGAGGACCUGCACUUUAUCUACUAUCACGUCAAGAGGACGGCAGCCACUACCCUCAUACAUGCAGCUCUACCCCUGGGUUACUAUGUAGGGUUGAGCAUCGUAUCCCCUCAUCUACAACUAUGGGACUUCGCACUGGCUCCUACCCCUGCCUUGGUCUACUUUGCAGUUUUUAGCACCAUCUUCUGUGGCGUUGUCGUGAUGAACUAUAUCUGGUCACGUAAGGGAUGGGAGAGACAUCCCAUAGUCGCACGACUGAAGAGUCUUGGAGGAAACUCCUGGCGAGCGACCGCUUCCAACAUCAACGUAGAGUUCCGCAGGAUCGACAAGUUCUCAUCUGGAAUCGGGGGUACGCGGUUGUACAUCACGGAUUCGUGGAUCUUGAAGAGUGGACCGUACAACGUCGACAUAGCACACCAAGCAAAUGUCCAUCUGCACGUGAUCAGGACGGAAGAUCAUGUGAUCUCGCAUGAGACUGGCACCUCUAUUCAGUAUCUGAGAAUAGCAGUCAAACAGCUAUCCCAAGGGGGCAAAACGUUCACGAUUCGGUUAAACUCCACUGAGUAUGGGGACCUAAAGAAUAAACUAAGUGCACCGAUACAUGCUGCGAGAGAUGUGGUCAUACGGCAGUCUUUGUCAGACAUGUUCUUGGAAGCGUUCCGUGAGCAAGUCUCCCAAAACCCCCAUUACACCCUCCCUGAGGAUGCCCCUCCCACCGAGCCCUGUAUAGGCUGUAUGCAGACUCAGUCUAACAUCAAGCUAGUAAAGCAUUGUGAGGAGGGUGAUCAUGGGGAAUGUGUGCAGUGUUACUGUAGGCCCAUGUGGUGUUUGGAGUGUAUGGGAAAGUGGUUCUCUAGUAGGCAGGAUCAGUCCCACCCUGAGAGGUGGUUGGCUGGUGAUUCACCAUGUCCAACAUGUCGGGCUAAGUUCUGUAUGCUGGAUGUUUGUUUCAUAGCUUGAUAAGAUAUGAAUAUCAGGGAAGAUAAUUGUACUAUAUGCUGUAACUUGCCAAAGUUUCUUGGGGCAUACAUUUGCUUGUGAUUGAAUUGAUUAUGAAAAUGGAUCUGUGGCAGUCCUUUGGGGAGUGACUAAAUCAACAAGGCUGGACCUCAGACUAGUUCUGUUAUUUUGUGGGGUCUUUCUUUGCGGUAUGACGUAUUUGCAUUUAGCACAUGCAUGUAAUAGACAAGAAUUAUUCUUUUAUCAUAAAGCUGGGAAGCAAACUAAAGAUUAUGUUGAUGUAAGACAUGCAUAAGAUUAUGCUGAUGUAUGAUGCAAGUCUCUGUAAGAUAUGAAAGUAAAAGAGUCUGUUGGUAUGUCUGAUGCCCUGAAUCAGGGAGGUACACUUCAAUUCAGAAAAUGCAUUGAAUGAAAAAUUUGUUGGGGAGCACUUUUGCCCCAACAAGAAGAAUAUGCUCCCCCCUACCUGAAAUAGCACAGUCCUGGAAUGUCAUCUUUCAUUUCUAGCCCAUCUUGUGUUAGAAGGAAUAAAGACAGAUAUUGUUUCUUUGUAAUUAUGCACUUGUCAUAUAGAUUUUGUGUAUGCAAAUAUGCAUACUGUACUCUAUCACUUCAGCUGGAAGUUUUAAAAUCACUCAAUAAAAUUAAGGAAAAAACUUCAUUGAUACCAUGUGGAGACUUGUCUUUUUUGUGUUGUGUGUUGAUUAUGUUUAAAACUGAAGUUUGAAAGUAUUGUGGUUAGGUAAAAACAGUUGUUCAAGAGUUGAAGUUAUGCCAGAAGAUCUUGGAUCUCUUGUAAACAUUGAUGAUAACUUUGGCUUGCAAGCCUAAAUCCAUUGUAUCAAAAACAUUCACACAAUCGCGACUGAAGUUUUAGAAAAAAACAUCAAGUAUGUUUGU
Branchiostoma floridae (Florida lancelet) is the source of this 2269-nucleotide messenger RNA. Its product is annotated as E3 ubiquitin-protein ligase TM129-like. The coding region runs from base 284 to 1369 and encodes 361 amino acids. Gene Ontology annotation, molecular function: ubiquitin protein ligase activity. The record is from RefSeq and is a predicted model, not a curated record. Lineage: Eukaryota; Metazoa; Chordata; Leptocardii; Amphioxiformes; Branchiostomatidae. Gene Ontology annotation, cellular component: membrane; endoplasmic reticulum. The transcript is spliced from 2 exons. Gene Ontology annotation, biological process: protein ubiquitination.